Molecule: messenger RNA, 2437 nt
Organism: Solea solea (common sole)
Lineage: Eukaryota; Metazoa; Chordata; Actinopteri; Pleuronectiformes; Soleidae
Gene: ctsc
Product: cathepsin C
Exons: 9
Coding region: 341-1711 (456 amino acids)
Cellular component (GO): lysosome
Molecular function (GO): cysteine-type endopeptidase activity
Source: RefSeq, a predicted model, not a curated record
GCAAGAGAGUUUCAUAGCAAUUGUUUCCGUGUUCGCUUGUUAACUCUCUGACGCAUAUACUGUGUUAUUGACCUUUCGUGGGCCGCAGAGAGUGAGUUUUAUGUCAUAUAGGAAAAGAACGUGAAAGAAUAUGGACUCGUGGUAUCUGCUUUACUGUCGACUUUAAAAAAACACAACAACGGAGAACUGACACUGCGCAUGCGCCAUUUAAUUCCGCACUCUCAGUCACUCAUCUUGAGUGGGGAAGUUGUAGCGUGGCUCUUCGGUAAAAGUUUGCAGGAGUAACAGCCAGAAAGGGACACAAGCACUAAACUCUGGUAAGCUAGUCCUGUGUGAGAAGAUGAGACUGAGCGCUGCUGUCCUGCUCUGUGUCCUCCUGCUGUGGGUUGACGGGUCCCGGGGGGACACACCUGCUAACUGCACCUAUGAGGAGCUGCUUGGGACAUGGGUGUUCCAGGUGUCCAAAGGAGGACAUGACAGAACAGUCAACUGCUCAGCGGAAGCUACAGGUGAGGCCACUGUGACAGUGACCCUGGAGAAACUGUCUGUAGCCACAGAUGAGCUGGGGAACACGGGCUUCUUCACCAUCAUCUACAACCAGGGCUUUGAAGUGGUCAUCAAUGGCUACAAGUGGUUUGCCUUUUUCAAGUAUUCUGAGGAAGGCACUCAAGUAACCAGCUACUGUGACCAGACUUUGCCAGGAUGGGUCCACGAUGUCCUGGGAAACAACUGGGCCUGUUUUGUGGGGAAGAAAGUGAAAGCAGUGCCACCCCAUAAAGAUUUUAAACCACUUUAUAGCACUGGGCAGCUCCAGAAGCUUUUCAGAAACAACCCAGACUUCAUCAAUUCCAUCAACUUGAUUCAGAGUUCCUGGAAGGCUGCGCCCUACCCAGAGCAUGAGAUGUACACUCUACAGGAGCUGUACCACAGAGCAGGGGGGCCUGCCUCACGUAUCCCAACGCGUGUUCGCCCCAAGCCUGUGAAAGCUGACAUGGUCAAGUUGGCAGCUGGUCUACCUGAGCAAUGGGACUGGAGAAAUAUAAAUGGUGCUAACUUUGUAAGCCCUGUGCGAAACCAAGAAUCAUGUGGCAGCUGCUACUCCUUUGCCUCCAUGGGAAUGCUCGAAGCUCGCAUCCGAAUCCUCACCAACAACAGUGAGACUCCCAUUCUCAGCCCGCAGCAAGUGGUCUCUUGCUCUGAAUAUUCUCAAGGUUGUGAUGGUGGGUUCCCUUACCUGAUUGGAAAGUAUGUACAGGAUUUCGGCUUAGUGGACGAGUCAUGCUUUCCAUACGUUGGAAGAGACACCCCCUGUGGCAUCUCUCAAGCGUGCAGCCGUGUUUACGCGGCGGAAUACAACUAUGUCGGGGGAUUCUAUGGCGGAUGUAGUGAGAUGGCUAUGAUGUUGGAACUGGUAAAGAAUGGACCCAUGGGAGUGGCCUUUGAGGUCUACCCUGAUUUCAUGCACUAUAAAAAGGGCAUCUACCACCACACAGGCAUCGCAGACAUCUACAAUCCCUUCGAGCUGACGAACCAUGCCGUGCUGUUGGUGGGAUACGGCCGCUGCCACGUGACUGGACAGAAGUACUGGAUUGUCAAGAACAGCUGGGGCACAAGCUGGGGCGAAGAUGGCUACUUCCGCAUCCGCCGGGGAAGUGAUGAGUGUGCUAUUGAGAGCAUCGCAGUGGCAGCCAGCCCCAUCCCUAAACUGUAGCUGGGUGGGAGGGCCAUACUGAUGAAGAGUCUCAAUAGAGCAACUUAUUCUCCAUGUAGCUUACCUGAUUUCAAUGUGUGCUUGAGGAAAAUUCAAAGCAGAAAUCUGUAACUUUGUCACUGCCCUAUGCCUUUGUUCAGCAAAUAAUGAUCUCAAAUGAAAAUCUAAAGUAGCACGUUUCUGAUUUAAUGACGUUCUUAAAAGCAAGUAGGGGUACAGUGUAACCUUACAACAAGCAAAAAUGCAAACAUCAGAUCUUGUGAUAUGGGUAAUUUGGCACAUACCUGUUGGCUCCUUUUUGUUUUCUUUCAGUGAUUAGCCGCCAACGAGUUUUAAUCGGUUUAAUCCAAGCUGAAGCUGCCACCACAAAUCAUAGACUAGUAGUUUGGUACAUACUGUGAGACAUGACUUUUAAUUGUAAAGUACAGUAUAAAGGGACUUCUAAAUAUAAGGUUCGGAAUGUGUGUUCAGGUGCAGCACCUUGGUUCUUUGUCUCAGGGAAAAACAGUGCACAAUUGUAAUGUCAUGUCCUUUCAUCAAAUUACCAUCAUGUUUCUUUGUGAGGUAAACUGUAAAAGUUCCUUGUGGAACAUUUAAAAAAAAAAAAAAAGGGAUUUCUUAAUUGACAAAGUGAAUUAUCUGGCUGCUCUGCCUCCCAAUGAACUGUCUGUUUUAAUGAAAGCAUUUUGAAAUUUUGUUUGAAUUGAAUAAAAAGUAUCAGAAAUA